This is a messenger RNA of Schistocerca piceifrons (Central American locust), 3788 nucleotides long. RefSeq lists its product as uncharacterized. Lineage: Eukaryota; Metazoa; Arthropoda; Insecta; Orthoptera; Acrididae. The transcript is spliced from 2 exons. The record is from RefSeq and is a predicted model, not a curated record. Bases 1119 to 3788 code for a protein of 889 amino acids.
CGGUCUCUCGUCGUUUCCUUUAAAGCGCAACCAGCGCCUCCGCGCUUAAGGAAAGUUGCCACAGGAGAGUGGAAUAAUUUCUGCCCCUCGACGUCUUCCACCUCCAACCGGUCCUCACCCCACUACCUCCCCAAAUAACGCUACUGUCUGCGUGUGGUGCGUGUGAAAAGUGCGUGCGUCUACAGCCAUCAAUCCGACGAGAACGGACAACAAACGGGCUAGCUGCCAUCGGUUCUCGUUUUGUUUUCGUUCCUGCGCUCCGCACCGCUGCACGCCAGCCUAAACAGGCGGAAUUGUCAGCAGCAGGCUGAGAAGAUCUGGCUGGGAAAGGACCUUCGUGAGGUGCGGUCUAAUCCUCGAGGCCCACCGAUCGUUCGUCUUGCGGAGCUGAGUGCGACAACGAGAAGCGGCCGUGCUGGAGUGAGAGGACAAUCAUUUCUCCUCCUGAUCGUGUCAUCUGUUCCGAAAGGAUUCGAGCAGACUACUUUGUCAGUAGAAAUAAACGGCUGGUGCUGCAUGAACCAGGCGACCUGUCCGACAGUCAGUGGGAGUGUCACCCGGUCACUAAAUUCCCAUAACUUCUGCGAGUAAAUUCAAAUAUUAUUUUCUACAACAGAGUACAUACAGAGAAAUUGUUCAGUUCCUCUUUCCUCAACAUCAUUCACGUAAUAUGUUCAUGUUCUAAUUGUGAAGGAUAAAUUGACUCAGUGCUGUGACUGUUGACCAAGGGAGGCUAACAUUCGUUACCAGCAUUUGGGAUCCAAAGUCAAGUUACUGAAAAUGAAGCUGAAGUAACUUCAGCAUCAAACAAACCUGCAAAGGCUACUAAGUGCAUGAUAUACAGUACUUACCAGAAGAGUUGAAGCUGUUUUAGUCAGUCGUACCAACACUGACAUUUGAUCUAAUGCAGAACUCAAACUUUGUAUCAUAUCGUAAAACGUCAAAAAUGGCAGCAUUUACUCUCGUAAACAGGUAACUUUUUACAAAUUUUUACGUAUCCCCCUCCCCCACGAGAAAUCCACAAAAUAGACUCACAAGUGGAUGUGACAUCAAGAAUGGAAGUAUUCGAACUAUCACUCAGCCGGGGAUGAGAUGCGAUAAGUGACGUCACACAAGUUAUGACGUCAGACAUUCGUAGGCCACCUGCGCCGGGCAGAUCCGGACGCGGUAGUUCCCAAGACGGUCGACAGGGCGGGGCUGCUGGCGAAUCUGCCGACAUGUCCGCAGCGCGUUUUAGUUCCCCAAAAGGACUGCUCGUGGCAGCUACGGAAGAAGACGAGGAGCUGACCAGUACACCCAGCUGCGAGCUACGGCCUCGGGAGAUUGCUGAAAGGGACCCAGACGAUACGACUGGCAGAGUUAGAGGUCAAGUAUCUGCGAUCGUAUCAGAAGGAGACGAAUCAGAUGAUCUGGUGGCCAAGUCUGACGCGAGACAUCUGGCUCAGCAACUCGCUGGUAUAAAUUUGGGCCAAAAGUCUCAAAUUCAUUCCCAAGACAGCGAAACAAAAUUCCCAAUGCAGGCACAGGGAAUUUGUAGCACUAAAACUGAAUUAUUAGAUAAAAAGCAAGAUUUUGCUGAGAGAGAUGUACUGAAUGUAUCGAAGAGUCCUGUAACCCAAAGCAGGCCGCUCGGAAAAGAAGCAGACCAAUCCCUCAGCGACAAACGCAGUGGAAUAGUUCUCCCGAAAUUAAACGUUGAAACUAAAGCGAAAGAUCAUUCUAUAUCGCUCGAGACACUGAUGGAGGAGGAAACGGACUCCAGCAGGAAUCUAGUCCCCCCUCAAGUCGAAGUAAUAAUACAUGAAGAUACUACUCGUCCGUCAGAAGAACUAGAAGAUUGGGCGGUGAUCAUUGGAAGGGAGAGGAAGUGCUCUGAAGAAGAAUCUGGCGGGAUGGGCCCUCACAGGAUAUCGCCUUCGUUUAGUGGCUGGCAGGCAGACAGUGGUGAAGACACACCCAUAGUGUCGCCAUUGCUUUCGAGGCGUGACUCCCGAAUGACAGGGGACACAGACAGCGUAUCCACAAGGAGUUCCAUUUCGUCAGAACCGUUACUCUCUUCACGCACCAUGGGUGAUGUCGAUAGUCUGUCUACUAGAAGUUCAAUCUCUUCAGAACCUGCGAUGACAUCUUCAGUUACUGCAUCUUCUAGAUCCAGUCGAGGCAGCCUGGAACUGGGAAGUGAACACUAUGGUGGGCUGCUGUUAACUCCGUCAGACUUCUCUAGUACUGAUGACGGAGCUUCUGACUGCUCUGGCCUCACUGUGGACUUACAACACCGAACGUCGCUGGAUGAUUCAAUUCCAUUGACAUCACCCAAAGACUGGGGAUUUCUCGAAGAAGUUGGUAGUCGCAUGGUGAAUCCACUACUGCAUCCUAUGCCAGGACGCUUCUUUCAUAGUCUGGACCAAGACUGCGGUUCGUCUUUGCCUGGAGGGUGGUGUGCCUCAGAUGAAUCGACAACAAGUGGCUUCAUGAGUGCAUCGGUGACUUCAUCUGAGCUAUCCAGUAGUCGGCCCAAGAGUUCAUGGAGGUCGGGCGAAUUGCUACUGGCAGUCGAUCGGCGGUUAUCGACAGAUGAUACUGCUUCGACUUUGUCCCCGCCUGUCGGCUGGAGUGCUUCUGAUGAACCUCUGUGUGGACCCAGUGGUAUUUCGAGUUCUGGAGAGAACGCGGGAAAUAAGGUCGGACAGGAAGACACAUCAGAAGCAGUGGGGCGACAGAGAAGGCACGGGGCAUCAGACGAGGAACGACCAGAGUUUGGCUCCACAAGUGCUGAAGAAUGUCCGUCAGAGAGGGAUAGACCAGUGAUGACCAGCGAUCAGUCAGGUGGAAACAAAGAUGCGAUAACUAGCAGGAGAAAGCAGACUGCCCCGACAGCCCCGUCAUUGGGUGCUGGAUCUGAGACGGUGUCGAGGAAGGAAAGGAGGCUGCCGCCAAUUGCACCAAAAAGUGGGAGACCACAGCCUCUGAGGAGGUUCAGUGCUGGGCCGAUGCAACGGACCUACUCUGAGGUCUGCUCUCAGAAGCCUCCGGUCAGGCUCUCUGCUCGCCGCCAAACUCUGGCGUACGCAGGAGGAACGGCGUUCGCAGAGGAGCGGGCAGACGCCGCGACCGGAGGUGACAGACGGGGAGAUGCGCCGGUCGUCGGGCAGGUGCGAAGUGGCAGGAAGAUUUCUUCCGGGACUAUCGGAGCAGGGAGAGGUCAGCGCUCUGUCCAGGCGCCUCAGAGGCGAAUCAGGGACGAGGGACCACCAGUGGCGGAGCCCCUGCCCGACACCAAAGCGGCGGAGGGUUCCGGGGGUUUCGCGUCUGCGGGGUCCCCAGAGGUCGUCCGGCGGGGCGAGCCCCCCGUGUGCCGGACGCGCGCGGCUGUGGGGCUGACGAUGCCGCCCCCGGGGGCGGAGGAAUCCCCGGACUCGCCGCCGCCUCCCGGCGACUGGCCCGGAGGCCCCCGCUGCCCGUCACCCCUGCACGGCUCCAGCAGGCCGCGCUCCCUCAUGGAGUCCCUGCUGCUGGCUAAGAUGGAGCGCGCCUCGGCGCCCGGGGCCGGCGGCGGCCUGCUGAGGCGGAUGGACUCCACGGACUCGGCCACCAGCUCGCUGUCCUCCAGCUCGGCCGCCGGGCCCGACGUCUGCCGCUGCGACGACUGCCUGCUCGGCAUCGCCGACCUAUACGCCUCGUCGCCCGCUGAGGACGCGCGCCGCCGCAAAAAGGUAACCCUCACCUCGCACAACUCCCACUCUGCUACAUGUCGGGGUCUUCUUCCUAUGUACAGAGAUGUGCUUUAG